Rosa chinensis is the source of this 5761-nucleotide messenger RNA. RefSeq names its product disease resistance protein At4g27190. Gene Ontology annotation, molecular function: ADP binding. The record is from RefSeq and is a predicted model, not a curated record. The transcript is spliced from 10 exons. The coding region runs from base 631 to 4743 and encodes 1370 amino acids. NCBI's taxonomy places the organism in Eukaryota, Viridiplantae, Streptophyta, Magnoliopsida, Rosales, Rosaceae.
GAAUGGGUAAGAUAGCGAUAAGGAAGAACAAAAAUUAAUCACUAGAGCAUAAAUAUAGCAAAAUGAUAGUUAAAGAAGUGAUUAAUGAUGAAGAUAUAAGUUUAUCACUUAAAAGAAGAACAUGAAUGGUUAUUGUCUUAUUGAGUUAUAAUAUAUUCGACACUUGAUUAGAUUAUAUAUUUAGCCAAAAUAGUUAAAAGAAAUAAUCAUCAUAUGAAUAUAGUUGGUUUGAAAAUUAAGAAUGUAGUUGCGAGCUGCACAUGCAUGAUGAAGAACACUAUUAUUGAUGUCCUGGAGUUGAAUGGAGAUUGGAGACAUACAAAUACAGCAAUAAAGCAAAUGACCCAUCACAAUUUGCUGGGCCUAUCAUUCACUCAUAUUGAUAAGAUGCUAGCCCGCAUAAAUAAUGUUGUCCAGCACUCGUGAAUCAUGCCACCGACGCUACUGCUAAGGCGACAUUCAUUCAUUCCUUCUCUCACGCAUUCAAGCUUCACACUAUUGUUGCUCUGCUUUUGGAUAAUCUACUUCUCUCUGAGAAACAAAGAUUGUUUUCGCAUUCCUCAUCCGGUGUUCUGAGGGAAGGAUAAAGGAUUUGAAGAGCUAACUAGCUUCUUUCAUACCAGAUAAGAAAUGGAGAUUCUUGCUGCAAUUGCCGGAAAACUUGCCGAGUUCACAGUUGAACCAAUUGGACACCAAGUGGGUUAUCUAGCUCACUACAAAAGCAACCAUCAAAAGCUGCAGACCAAAUUGAAGGAAUUAAUUGCUGUCAGAGAUGGGGUUCAACAUAAGGUUGAUCAUGUUGAGAGAGAAGGUAAAAGAGUCGAGGCUACUGUUCUGAACUGGAAGGCAAGAGUGAAUGCAAUCAUCACAGAGGCAGAGGAAUUCCUGAAAGACGGCCGCCACGCGCAAACCGAGUGUCUUCAUGGUUUUUGUCCUCAUUUGGUGCUCCGUUAUCGACUAAGCAGGAAAUCAACAAAAUUGGCGGAGGAGAUUGAUGAACUUGAUCAAAAAAAGGAGUUCCCCAACUUUGCAUAUGAUGUUACUCCACAAGAGGUAUUUCUCGUAUCUACCGGGCAUUACAGUACAUUUGAUUCAAGGAAUUCAAUUGUGAUGAGAGUCAUGGAGGAACUGAGAAAUCCUAAUACAGAAAUGAUUCUGGUAUGGGGAAUCGGUGGAGUAGGGAAGACCACACUUGUGGAAGAAGUUCUUAGGAAAGCUGAGGAUAACAACUUAUUUGAUGAUGUGGUGAUGGUGAGAGAUGUUAAAGAGAACCCAGACCUUGAAAAAAUCCAAAAAGAAAUUGCCACAAAGUUAGGUAUGAGCAUCAACGAAAAUCAGACUCUAGCUGAAAGAGCCCCCUCUCUGUGUACUAGGAUAAAAGAAAAAAGGACUCUUGUAGUUUUGGAUGACGUUUGGGAAAAAAUUGAUCUGGUGGCCGUCGGACUUCCCCGCUUGGUUACUUGUAAAGUAGUGUUGACAAGUAGAAGCCGAAAGGAAUUGUCGUUGGAUAUGCGUACACAGAUUGAUAUUUCCCUUGAUGUUUUAAAUGAAGAGGAAGCAUGGAAUUUAUUUGAGAAGAUGGCUGGUGAUGUUGUCAAAGAUAGCCGAAUACGAAGCGUAGCAAUUGAAGUAGCCAAAAAAUGUGGAAGUUUGCCUGUCUUGAUUGUUACGGUUGCAAGAGCUCUGAAAGACACAAACAAUAUUCGUGCAUGGAGAGACACCUUGAGACGCCUUGGAGGCUUUGACAACAAAGAACUUACAGAAAAAGCAUACUUGGCUCUGGAGUGGAGUUACGAUCAAUUGGAAGAUAAAGAGCUUAAACCGUUGUUCUUGCUUUGUGGGAUUAUCGUAGUUAAGAACCAUAUUUAUUUGGCAGACUUGUUGAAAUAUGGUUUUGUUUUGGGUUUGAUAAAAAAUGUCUAUACAAUAGAAGAAGCACGAGAUGCAUUGGAUCCACUGGUUAAAAAGCUUAAAGAUUCUUGCUUGUUGCUGGACAGUGAUAUCAAUAUGCAUGUUAGAAUGCAUGAUCUCGUAUGCGAGGUUGCUGCGUGGAUUGCAUCCAGAAAACACCACGUCUUAUCAGUUGGGUGUGGUGGUGAAUUGAAAGAAUGGCCUGAGAAAGAUUUCUUUAAAAGGUGCGGUACGAUGUCCUUAAAAUCCAGCAAUAUUCCCAUGCUUUCUCAACUAUCUGGGGAAUGCCAGAAAAUAGAAAUGUUUUAUUUGUACAAUAAAGGUGUUGCAUCGGUGGAAAUCCCAGCCAACUUUUUUAGUGAAAUGGAGAAACUGAAAGUGUUGGGUUUAACUGAAGUGGAUAUGGUGUCACUACCCCCAUCUCUUCAGCUCUUGAAGAAUGUUCAGACGUUGUGUUUAGAAGACUGUGAGUUGGAAGAUGUAGCUCUAGUUGGAUAUCUAAGCAAAUUAGAGAUUCUUAGCUUUGCGCGGUCCAACAUUAGACAGCUACCCGAAGAAAUAGGGGAAUUGAUUCGAUUGAGAUGGUUGGAUUUGAGUGAUUGUGUCAAACUUAAAGUGAUUUCACCUGGUGUUAUUUCAAGGUUGGAAAGACUAGAAGACUUAUCACUGAGAAACGUCUUUCUCAAAUGGGAGGCUGAAAAGGCAGGAAGUAAUGCUAGUCUUUUAGAGCUGAAAGACUUAUCUCAACUAACUGCAUUGGAGAUAUAUAUUGAAGAUGCAAAUAUUAUUCCAUCAUACUUGUUCUCCAGUAGGUUGGUAAGAUACCAAAUAUAUAUUGGCGAUGUUUGGAAGAGAUAUGGUUGGGAGAAGACGUCGACUAUGGCUGAAACGACCCUCAACACGCUAAAACUGAAGCUCGCUCCCAACGAUGAAUUGGACCACGGUAUCAAAACAUUGUUGAAGAGAUCUGAAGAUUUGUCUUUGGAUGGAACAGAGAGUGUUAAAAGUAUUCUCCAUCAAUUAGAUGUUGAAGAUUUUCAGCAACUGAUACACCUCCGUCUCCAAAACAAUGUUGAUUUCACCUAUAUCAUUAAUAGGAAGGUUGUGUUCCCCAACUUAACAACCUUGAGCAUAUGUAGCUGUGACCAUCUAAGUUUCUUGUUCUCAUUUUCUAUGGCUAAAAAUUUGGUGGAGCUCAAACAUCUUGAAGUAUCCAGUUGUGAAAUAAUGGAAGAGAUAGUAUCAGUAAGAGAUCAAUCCAACGGAGAAAAUAUCGAUAUCAUGUUUUGUAAGUUGGAAAGUCUAAUACUGGAUAAACUCCCAAACAUCACUAGAUUCUGUACUGAAUUUUCUCCCGUGACGAAAUUUGAUACGGAACUGGGGGCAUCCAUCUUUGAUCCUACGAGUAGUAAAAAACUUGAUGUCGAGAAUGGGACUGCUGUACGAGCAUGUCUUUUUGACGCACAGGUAAAAUUUCCGAGCUUGGAGAGACUGGAAAUCGAUGGGCUAGGGAAGUUGCACACGCUAUGGAACAAUAAAUUUGCUGAUCAAGACUCUUUUUGCCAACUCAAAAAAGUUAAAGUUUCAUAUUGCAAUAGUCUGAAAAAGAUCUUUCUAGCCUCAGUAGCCAGGCGUCUCCAAAAGCUACAUUCACUGGAUGUGCAAAAUUGUGAUGAAGUGGAGGAAAUCAUUGCUGGUGAACAAGGACUAGAAACAGAGCCUCCUCAUUUCGUGUUCCCAAAAGUAACACAUGUGAGAUUUUUCAAUCUGCCCAAACUGAGUAGAUUCUAUCCUGGGAUUAUUGCUUCCAAGUGGCCGUUACUCAAACAACUGACCAUUCAUGGAUGUGGAAAAGUGAAGAUGUUUGCCGCAGAACUUCCAAUUUCUUCAGAAAGACAUGAACCGAACCCUCUAAUUGAACAAUCACUCUUUCUAAUUGACAAGGAUUCAUUCCCCAAUUUAGAAGACUUGGAGCUUCAAGUUGCGGGUGAGAUUUGGUACGGUCCAUCAUCAUCCCCAGCACACUUCUUUCCCAAAUUAAAAACUAUUUGCUUUUACAAGUGGGCAGCGUUCUCCAAGCAAGCCGCAAUACAUUUCCUUGAGAAAUUACCGAAUCUUGAGGAGAUAACAGUGGGCUGGGAUGAUGUUUCCACGGAAAUAUUUGUGAAUGAAGAAAUUAAUGGCGGUGAGGUGAUACAUGCAGUAAAAACUUUGAGGGUCCGUUUCAUGUACAAUCUCUUGCAAUUAGGGAAUGGGAACUCUCAAACAGCGGGCCCACUUUUCCCAAACUUGGUCACUCUUGAGGUGGUUGGUUGUGACAUGUUAAAGAGUGUAGAGUCGUCCGCAGCAAUAUCCUUCCGCAAUCUAACAACUCUGAGGGUAGUGUGUUGUGAUGGAUUGGAAUACUUGACAAGUUAUUCCGUAGCUAAGAGCUUAAUGCAACUGACAACACUGCAUGUGAGCUUCUGUAAAAGCCUGAGAGCAAUUAUAGGGGCAAGCAACGAAGAUGAUCAUGAUACAGGAGCAACUUGUGAGAUUGCUUUCACCCGGUUGCAACAUUUGACACUUCAUAUGCUACCAAGCCUGCAAGGCUUUUGCUCGGGAAAUUGCAUUGUCAAACUCCCAUCCUCAACAGAGUUACAUGUCAGUAACUGCCCGAUUGAGUUGAAGAUUUCUUCUGAAGGGGUCCUGCUCAGUAAUCCAAAACCAGAAAGAGUAGAAAUAGCAAAACCAGAAAUAGCGGAGGAGGUAGAUGAUAAUGGUGACGGAGAAAAAGAAAAAGAUGAGGAUGUUGGCACGAGUCGCCAAGACAUUGAAGAUAGACAAGAAUAAAACCCAAACCCACACAAAAUUUCCACUCAGGCGAGUAGAAGAAGAACAAACAAGGAACUUGAAAUUCUUCACUGAUUAAUAAGACGGAUGAACGAGUUUCAAGAUCCCCAGGCUAGGGAUGCCAUUGAAGGUGCAUUUGAGAUGGCGUGGUUAAUAAUUAUCUCUUCUGUGAUUAUAAUAUGGAUAGCUUCUCCGUUCAAAAUUCUCCAUGGUUCAUACUCACCUUCCAAGGGUGCUUUCUUGAAUGAUUCUACUAACGGUGGGUGGUCUACACGAGCUUUGUACUUUACAGGGUGCUUUUUGACUAUUGGUUUAGUAUAAUGUGUUUAUGAUAUCAGGUGGCAGUGCCAAGAAGAGAAAUGUGUUGCUGGUUGUUUCCUACCCAGAUGAUGAGUCCAUAUAAGCAUAGCUUUACAAAUUGCUGUAUCAUGUUUCAAGUCCAUUUGGCUUUAGUUAUAGCUGACUUCAGCUGAGUUUUUAUUUAAUCAAGUCUAAUUUAUGUUGGGGCUCUUGAAUAUUGGAAUGGUAUGAAGGAGAAUUUCUCUUCCUCAUAUAAACUUCAUAUUGCCUCUUAUUCCCUUCGAUGUUGAUUGCUGCAUAUAUUGCCGAACUUGAUUGUUGUCCUUGUAAUUAACAACACUAAGUCACCUGAAUGGAAAAGAAGGUCUAAUGUGAUUCCCAGAAACCCUUUUUCUCCAGUACAAUUGUUGAGCUUUGAUGUUUUGAGGGAGAAAAUCUUUAUUGGUGGCAGAAUUGGUAAUUUGAUCCAUAGGAUUCUUUUAUAUCAUGUUAAAAUUCUUUAUCGCAUUUAUGCAGGUUCUUCACUCCAACAAUAAACUACCCUAAACAAUAAACUGCCUCACUUCGAGAGGGCGUUAUAUUCACAUCUUAUGCUUGUCAAAUUGUCGCUGCGAGAUUGAGUUUGAAGAUUUCUUCUAAAGGGGUCCAGCUCAGUAAUCCAAAAACAGGAAGUGAACAAAUAGCAGAGGAGGCAGAUGAUAAUGAUGAUGGAGAGAAA